Molecule: messenger RNA, 1009 nt
Organism: Lactuca sativa (garden lettuce)
Lineage: Eukaryota; Viridiplantae; Streptophyta; Magnoliopsida; Asterales; Asteraceae
Biological process (GO): regulation of DNA-templated transcription
Molecular function (GO): sequence-specific DNA binding; DNA-binding transcription factor activity
Source: RefSeq, a predicted model, not a curated record
AUAACUCAAAACUCUUAUAUAAAUGAAGCACGCCUUAAAUUAUCAAAACUUGUCCUAAAGCUCACUUCGUUUUCUUUAUAAUUUUUCAGGUCGACCAUGGACGCCUUCUUUCAACCAACAGGCCUUUGUCUAUCUCAAGAUCAAACUGGAAACCCUUAUUCUUGGAGUUCAUCUUUAAAUUAUACUUUCUCCAAUACAGAUGACCAAAUUAAUCAUUUCGACAUCGAUGUUAUGUUGCAUAAUUGCCAUAAUCUUUAUCCUAAUAAUAAUAACCCUAACCCUAAUCUUCCCCAGUUCAUCGAUCCACCAAGUUAUCAAGAUUCUAGUUCUUCGAAUUUUCCAGCAUAUAUUAGCACCAAUGAGCAGACUCCAAUCUUGCUUGAAAUGACCACAGCUGCCAACGCUUCGGAAAGCUCAGAUAUUUCUGCGUAUGCCACUUGCACGCCACAAGCAAACCUUUUUCACAGUGAUAUGUGCAAUGGAGAAAGGUUGCAUGAUGGAACAAAGAUUGCAUUUCGUGUAAGAACCGAGCUUGAGGUGCUGGAUGAUGGGUAUAGAUGGAGGAAGUAUGGCAAGAAGAAAGUUAAAAGCAGUCCUAAUCUAAGGAACUACUACAAAUGCUACACGGCAGGCUGCAAGGUCAAAAAAAGAGUAGAGCGGGAUCGAAAUGAUUCAAGAUAUGUGAUAGCAACCUACAUUGGGAGGCAUAACCACCGCGCUCAAUCCACGAUCCCUUGCAAUCCUACUGGCGUAUGGACAUUGCAAUUCACGUGAGGAAAGCCACAUCCAUUCAUGAUAAAUAUUGAAAGCAUAUGCAUGGCAUGCGUGUAAAUUUAUACAUGUUGCGGAGUGAUGAAACUUGGUCGAUGAUUUGUCCUCCUAAUUAAACAAUAAGUUAUCCAUGAUUACAAGCGUCAGUAAUUUAUCAUAUAAAUUCAGAAAAUAAAUGUUGAACAUGGAUGUAAAAGAACCAGGUAUCAUUAAUAGAAUUUUUUUUAUUGAAAUAGUA